CGAACCGGAGCGGACGCACUCGAAAAAAAGUGAAUAAAAUUUAUUUCUGUGCUUAGCGCGAAGCUGUCGAUCGGGGAUCGGGAUGGCGGCACACUACAAGGACACCCCGUUAUCCGAACUGAGCCUUGAGACCCGGAUCCAGCUCUCCCGCAUGCUGAACCGCGAGAAGGUGCUGCGAUCCGUGGAUGGCUACCAGCGGGACUGGCGAGGCAUCCGGAACUUGGCCAAGCAGAAGGACUUCGUCGAUGAGAACGCCAACGAUCCCAUGGGUCUGGUGUUCGACAGCUGGAGCCAGCGGGACCCCCAGAACGCCACGGUCGGCAAUCUCGAAGAUUUUCUCGGGAUCAUCGAUCGAUGGGACGUCGUCGACUAUAUUCAGAAAAAUCUUAACCCACUGUCUUGAACCACUAUAUUUUUUAGCAAGAGUUAUUGGAAAUAUAUUUGGUGGAUUUUAAAUCUCUUUUUUUAUAUUUUUUUAUUUAAGAAG
This is a messenger RNA of Drosophila ficusphila, 487 nucleotides long. RefSeq lists its product as uncharacterized. Gene Ontology annotation, biological process: signal transduction. Bases 83 to 403 code for a protein of 106 amino acids. Gene Ontology annotation, molecular function: protein binding. The transcript is spliced from 2 exons. The record is from RefSeq and is a predicted model, not a curated record. Lineage: Eukaryota; Metazoa; Arthropoda; Insecta; Diptera; Drosophilidae.